AUGAUCGAGUUCACACACUUACCUGACAGCAGCACCUCUUCGGCGGGCAUGGCACAUGCCCAUCGCUCCACAGCAUUACCGCAUCCUGGCACACACAUCACCGCUCGAGAUCAGUAUUCCCCGGCGACGCCAUCUUACAGGAGGGUGUCUGAGCACCAGCCUAGAUCUCCAUCGUACCCAGCCGCUCUACGACACCAUCCCAUAUCUCCGACUUCCAGCCCUAUCACCGGCUUCAACGCACCCGCUUCCCUGAGAAUGGAUCCAGGCCAUUACACCUCGUCUCCCUCUCGGACACAGACGAGUGUGCCUCCGCUGAGCCCCAUCACAAACCUCGGCAUCCUCCAAUACACGGAUGGCAUGCAGGUCAAGGUCGACAUCCACGGCAACAUCGACAAGGGCUUCUUCCAGUCUGACGGCGAUUGGACGUGUUAUAGGAGGAACUACUUCUCCUGCAUUUGCUCGUUCGGACUGACUCCACAUUAUCCCGGCCAGGUUUUGCAGUUCACUCAGCAAGGCUCAACGCAGCCGUACUCUGUCUUGGGCUUUGCCAUGUCUAUCUCGGCCGUCGUCGCGGAGAACGACUCCCAUACGAUCGAACUGGUCCAGCAUACGCCCAAGAGGGACAAGGGCCCGAUUGAGAAACCUGGUAAGGUGCGCCUUCACCCGAAGCAUCCUCAGAUGUCACAUCCAAUGGGUCUGUACCAUAGCGACUCUGGGCUUGGAGGUCUGUCGAGGAUCGGGUUCCCAGACAGCGGGGGCUAUGGUGGGCAACAGGGCGGCGACCCAUAUCAGACGGAACAUACUUUCGAGCGCAUCCAGUUCAAGCAGGCGACAGCGAACAACGGAAAGAGACGGGCUGCACAGCAGUACUACCACCUGCUCAUCGAGCUUUGGGCGGACAUCGGGUCACAGGGCCCGGACAACUUCAUACGGAUCGCGUACCGGAAGUCGGCCAAGAUGAUUGUGCGCGGCCGCUCUCCAGGUCAUUACCAGAGCGAGAGGCGUGCCAGCACCAGCAGCGGACCAGGGGGGUCAGGUGGUAGCUUCACGGGGUACCCGACCAACUCGAUCAUCGGAUCCGACUUUGGGGCCGCUGGUUCUAUGGUGGGGGGAGGCUACACGCCAGGGUUUGAUGCCCGCGGGAACACUCAUUACGGGUCGACUCGUCACCACCCCGAGCUGGAGCACAUGUUAUCUCCUGAAGAUGCGAAAGCCAUCGAGACCACGAAGGACUACCAGUAUUAUCCCGGCGCCAUGUACGACGGAACUGAUUCGAGAGGGGUAGACAUGUUCGACCACCAUCGACAUGGACAGGACAACAUGGUACCACAGGUCGGUUCAAACUACGGUUCACUCCACGAUAGAGUCAAGCGCGACCCCGAGAUACUGCCAAGCAUUUUCCAGCCCGGAACGCUCAUGUCGACUCAAAGAUGCGGCCCCUUCGAAGGCAAACCGACUUCCAGUGGCUACUACCCGGCCAUGGCUCCGCAAUCCGGAGUCAACGUCACAAACUUGACUUGA
Messenger RNA from Colletotrichum graminicola M1.001, 1521 nucleotides. RefSeq names its product NDT80/PhoG like DNA-binding family protein. The transcript has a single exon. The coding region runs from base 1 to 1521 and encodes 506 amino acids. Gene Ontology annotation, cellular component: nuclear chromosome. NCBI's taxonomy places the organism in Eukaryota, Fungi, Ascomycota, Sordariomycetes, Glomerellales, Glomerellaceae. Gene Ontology annotation, biological process: positive regulation of transcription by RNA polymerase II; meiotic cell cycle. Gene Ontology annotation, molecular function: DNA-binding transcription factor activity; DNA binding. The record is from RefSeq and is a predicted model, not a curated record.